Hirundo rustica (Barn swallow) is the source of this 1268-nucleotide messenger RNA. RefSeq names its product MPV17 mitochondrial inner membrane protein like 2 (gene MPV17L2). The coding region runs from base 130 to 720 and encodes 196 amino acids. The record is from RefSeq and is a predicted model, not a curated record. Gene Ontology annotation, cellular component: membrane; cytoplasm. NCBI's taxonomy places the organism in Eukaryota, Metazoa, Chordata, Aves, Passeriformes, Hirundinidae. The transcript is spliced from 6 exons. Gene Ontology annotation, biological process: mitochondrial ribosome assembly.
CCCCGCGCGGGUGGCGGUAACGCCCGGUAGUGGCGGGGGGUGGGGGGGGAACUGGGGUGAACCGGGAGGAACCGGAGGCACCGGGAGCCGGGCUGGUGUCCGGGAAGGGGAGCUGGGGACCCAGCGGGGAUGCUCCUGCGCUCCUGGAAGUCGCUGUUCACGGGGCGGCUGCUGCUCCUGACCAACACCCUGAGCUGCGGGGGGCUCCUGGCAGCCGGGGACUGCCUGCAGCAGGAAUGGCACCGCCGCAAGCACCCCGAGAGCCAGCUCCAGCUGGGACGCACCGGGCGGAUGUUUUUGGUGGGCUGCAGCCUGGGGCCGCUGAUGCAUUACUGGUACCUCUGGCUGGACUCUGCCUUCCCUGCCCGGGGCGUGCGGAGCCUCAGGACGGUCCUGAAGAAAGUUCUGAUUGAUCAGCUGGUGGCAUCGCCCAGCGUGGGAGCCUGGUACUUCCUGGCCAUCGGCACCCUGGAGGACCAAUCUCUCCAGGAGAGCUGGGACGAGCUGAAGGAGAAAUUUUGGGAAUUCUACAAGGCUGACUGGUGCGUGUGGCCGGCGGCGCAGAUCCUCAACUUCCUCUUCGUGCCGCCCACCUACCGCGUGGUUUAUGUCAACGUGGUGACCCUGGGCUGGGACACCUACCUGUCCUACCUCAAGCACCGGCCCCGCGGCGCCGAGCGGGACGCGGCGCGGCAGAGCCAGCGCGGCGCCAGGGCGUAGAGAGAGGGGAACCGGGCUGCUCCAGAGGCUCCUGCCUUGCACCAAAUGGAUUUCUGGGCGUCGUGGAUGGCCAGAGCCAGCCCCCCUACCCCCCUUAAUCAGCCUGCUGAUGAUUAACUCACCUAAUUACAGCCAGGGGUUGGGGUUGUAACAGUCCCUCGUCGCGGGAUGAUUUCUUCAGGGGUUUGCCGAGGAGGAGCUGCUGCGGCCCCCCCGGGAAGGUUCCUGGCUGGAUUUGUUCCCUCUCCGGAGCAAACCAGCCCCUUGCUGCUCGUGCAGCACCUGCCAGCCGCCUGCAUCCCCGCUGAGCAGACACUGGGAAGGAAUUCUUCCCCGUCAGCGUGGGGAUGGGAUUCCCAGAGCAGCUGUGGCAGCCCCCGGAUCCCCUGGACGUGUCCGAGGCCAGGCUGGAGCCACCUGGGAUGGUGGAAGGUGCUGGAUUUACGGUCACUCCAACCCAAACCCACUCAGUGUUUCGCUCCUGCUCUCCCUUCAGCUCCUUCCCCUCCUGCUUUUCCAGCUCAAGGAUAAAAUUCCCUCCACUCCCC